AGUGGUAUUAAAGCAGAGUACAUAUUCAUAUUACUCAAACCAUGAAUGAGUGAAAUAUAGACAUUUUUUCCCGUCAACCGUUUUUCUUCUCUUAUUAAAACAUUGUGCUUUGUGUCGAUCCUUUGAUUGCUAAUGGAACAAGGUGGCGAUAAGAGAAAGAAUGACAAUGGUGAUAACAGUAGCGAGGACGUCCACAAACGGAGAAAAUUAAACGAGGUCAAACCCAGUGGAUUUGAACGAGAAUUAGCAAAACUUGGAAUAGCCGAGAAUCCUACAUCAAAAUGGCGACGACCUCCCCUGCCGGUUAUAGAUGAAGCAAAUGAUAACAUUUUGUUUCAACAACUAGACAUCGACCAUUACAUAGGUAAGCCACAUCCCGGGAUGCCUGGUUCUAAAGUUGGUCCAGUUCCCAUAGCUCGUAUGUAUGGUAUAACGAUGGAAGGAAACAGUGUCCUCUGUCAUGUUCAUGGCUUUGUUCCAUACUUCUUUGUUCCUGCUCCUUUGCAUAUGAAAAGGGAUGAUUGCCAUCUAUUCAAAGAUGCACUCAACAAAGCUGUGUUGAAAGAUAUGAGGUCAAAUAAAGACAAUGUCACGCAGGCAGUGCUUGCUGUUGAUAUUCACCUGAAGGAAAGUAUCUACGGUUAUCAUGGAAACAGAAAGAUACCAUUUCUCCAAAUCACGAUGGCUCUACCGAAGCUGGUUGCACCAGCAAAAAGAUUGUUAGAGUUUGGUAUUAGAUAUGACGACAAUCCUGAGAGAGCUUACACAACGUAUGAAAGUAAUGUUGAAUUCGAGGUUCGUUUUAUGGUUGAUACUGCAGUUGUUGGUUGUAACUGGAUCGAACUUCCUGCUGGGAAAUAUCACGUGAGAAAUUCAGAAUCUGGAAAGAUUUCAAGAUGUCAGUUGGAAGUCGAUAUUGCUUGGGACGAUUUCAUUAGUCAUCCUUGUGAAGGAGAGUGGCAAAAGAUUGCACCUGUGCGCGUACUUAGUUUUGAUAUUGAAUGCGCUGGUCGCAAAGGAAUUUUUCCCGAGCCCGAAAAGGAUCAAGUUAUUCAGAUAGCCAACAUGGUCAUACGGCAGGGAGAGAAAGAUCCCUUCGUUAGAAAUGUAUUCACGCUUGAAACGUGUGCCUCAAUCAUUGGAUCCGAAGUGAAAUCGUACAUGGACGAGAAGCAUUUGCUCAAGGAAUGGUCGAAAUUUGUCAGCGAAGUUGAUCCUGACGUCAUAACCGGCUACAACAUUGUGAACUUUGACCUUCCUUAUUUACUUAAUCGUGCGUUGACGCUUAAGCUGUCGGACUUCUCGUUAUUGGGAAGGAUUAAAGAUGAUAAAAGUACGGUAUCGACCACCACGUUCCAGUCACGUGCUUACGGAAAGCGAGAAAAUAAAGUCAUCAACAUAACUGGCCGUGUGCAGUUCGAUCUUUUACAUAUAUUGCUGAGAGACUAUAAGCUUCGAUCGUAUACGUUGAACUCUGUGAGCUAUCACUUCUUGCAGGAGCAGAAAGAAGAUGUCCCACAUUCGAUAAUCACAGAUUUACAGAAUGGAAACGAACAGACCCGUCGAAGGCUGGCUGUAUACUGCCUGAAGGAUGCCCUACUUCCUCUACGACUUUUAGAGAAACUCAUGUGCAUUAUCAAUUACAUGGAGAUGUCACGUGUGACUGGUGUACCCUUCAGUUAUCUACUUUCAAGAGGGCAGCAGAUCAAAGUCGUUUCUCAGCUGUUGCGUAAAGCUCAAACUCAAGAUUUGGUCAUUCCUACCCAGAAGAUAGAGCCUGGGGAAGAAUAUGCGGGUGCCACAGUUAUAGAACCUUCGAAAGGAUAUUAUGAUUCACCUAUUGCAACUUUGGAUUUCUCGUCUUUAUAUCCUUCAAUCAUGAUGGCUCACAAUUUAUGUUAUACAAGUUUACUUAAUGAACAUAACAUCAAAGAACUUGCAUCUGAUGAAUAUAUCAAAACACCAUGUGGAUCUUAUUUUAUCAAACCGUCAAAAAGAAAGGGAAUCUUACCAGAAAUCCUCGAGGAUUUGUUGGGAGCAAGAAAGAAGGCGAAACUAGAUUUAAAAAAUGAAACGGACCCAUUUCGAAAAAAGGUACUUGACGGUCGCCAGUUGGCUUUGAAAGUGAGCGCUAAUUCUGUUUACGGUUUUACUGGUGCUCAAGUUGGUAGACUACCUUGUCUGCAAAUUUCGUCGAGUGUUACAGCUUUUGGAAGAAUGAUGAUUGAAAGAACGAAAGAAUUGGUUGAAGAAAAGUUUACGAUAGCUAAUGGUUAUAAACAUGAUGCCAAGGUUAUUUAUGGUGACACAGACUCUGUUAUGGUAAAAUUUGGCACGGAAACUGUUGCAGAAAGUAUGGAGCUUGGAAAAGAAGCUGCUUCGUACGUCACGUCACAUUUUAUUCAACCAAUCAAACUUGAGUUUGAAAAAGUGUAUUUCCCGUAUCUUCUCAUCAGCAAAAAGCGCUAUGCAGGAUUGUUUUUCACAAAGGCCGAAACAUAUGAUAAAAUGGACUGCAAGGGGAUAGAAACGGUCAGACGUGAUAACGCGCCGUUGGUGGCCAGUCUUAUAAACAGCUGUUUACAAAAAAUCUUAAUUGACAGAGACCCGAUGGGUGCAGUUGAGUACACCAAACAAGUUAUAUCAGAUCUACUGUGCAACCGUAUAGAUAUAUCACAAUUGGUCAUUACUAAAGAACUAACCAAAACAGGUGAAGAAUACUCGGCUAAGCAAGCCCAUUCUGAGUUGGCCGAAAGAAUGAGGAAAAGAGACGCGGGAUCAGCACCAAAGUUGGGUGAUCGUGUCCCUUACGUUAUUAUUGCUGGAGCUAAAGGAAUGGCUGCUUAUCAAAAAGCUGAGGAUCCUAUUUACGUACUAGAAAACAACAUACCCAUCGAUACGAGUUAUUAUCUUGAAAAUCAGUUGACCAAUCCUCUGUUGAGGAUAUUUGAGCCUAUUCUUGGCGAAGAUAAAGCAAAAUCGAUUUUGUUCAAGGGAGAACACACAAGAACGAAGACAGUUAUAGCUUCAAGUAUUGGCAAGUUGGCAUUUUUUGCCAAAAAACGCAGCACUUGCAUUGGAUGUAAAACUGUGCUAGACGAUGACAGUGCGGUUUGCAAACACUGUAAAAGCCAAGAGUCGAUGAUUUAUCAAAAAGAGAUUGCCAGCUUGAAUUAUUUGGAGGAGAAAUUCUCCCGACUUUGGACACAAUGUCAGGAAUGUCAAGGAAGCUUUCAUCACGAUGUUCUUUGUACGAGUCGAGAUUGUCCUAUAUUCUACAUGAGAAAAAAGGCUAAAAAAGACUUGGUAGAUCAGCAUAAAAUGGUGGCAAGAUUUGGAAAUUGCUCCUGGUGAUUCCUCGGUUAAAUUGUAUGAAGACAUUCUAAGAGUAUUUUCCAAGAUGCUGCCUUAGUUAAAUUAGAGAUGAGAUUCGUGUGUAAAUACAUGCAUGACGGUUAAACAAUGUCAUAUUUUAUUUUAAGUUUAUUGUGAAGUUCAAGUUCUUUUUUUCAUUAUAAAAUCCUGGAGUUUGCUCUGUACAAAGCUCAAACCUGCUCAUAUUAAUUUUCUAUAACCGAAAUUAUAGAAUAUACUUUGUAAAAAAAGAAA
Messenger RNA from Xenia sp. Carnegie-2017, 3609 nucleotides. Its product is annotated as DNA polymerase delta catalytic subunit-like. Gene Ontology annotation, cellular component: delta DNA polymerase complex. Gene Ontology annotation, molecular function: DNA-directed DNA polymerase activity; DNA binding; 3'-5'-DNA exonuclease activity. Gene Ontology annotation, biological process: DNA-templated DNA replication; DNA replication proofreading; base-excision repair, gap-filling. The coding region runs from base 133 to 3354 and encodes 1073 amino acids. Lineage: Eukaryota; Metazoa; Cnidaria; Anthozoa; Malacalcyonacea; Xeniidae. The transcript has 25 exons. The record is from RefSeq and is a predicted model, not a curated record.